UUUUUUGGGUCAGUCAGUUUUCUUCUCCUCUCGGGAAAACACUGCACAAUAGGACAAAAAGAGAAUCUAAUCCCUCCUCCUCAUUUUCCGGAAAUGGACAAGACUCUGUAGUGGUGGGUGCAUUUUCCACUGCCGGGCAUUAGUCUGAAUCGAGUCAGGUCACCAUUCGAAGCUUUCCUUAAUUUACCCAAAAGGGUAAAAAAAAAGAAAAAAAAGAAAAGGAAAAGAGCUUUGCUUACGAUUCCUGCAAGUUUGACCCUUGAGAUUGAGAAUCGAGUAGAUUGUACUUUCCAGCAUUUUGUUGUUGAAGUUUGGGUUUUAGAGGUGGAGAAGAAAAUGGUUCUUUCCUUCGAAAAUGGGGGUGACUUCGACAGGGCAAGAGAGCUGAGAGCUUUUGAUGAGUCGAAAGCUGGAGUGAAGGGGCUCGUAGACUCCGGUGUGGAAAGGGUCCCGCUCAUCUUCAACCGAACUUGGAUUGGCUUCACAGAUCAGGAUACGGAUCCGACAACCGAUGAAUCUCCUCACAGCAUACCAGUCAUAGACUUGCGGUGCAUCCACAUGGACCCCGCUUGGCGAUCCGAGAUUGUUCGCGAUGUUCAGGACGCGUCCAGGAGAUGGGGUUUCUUCCAGGUCGUCAAUCACGGGAUCCCGGAAAGUCUAUUGGAUGAGAUGCUUGAAGGGGUUCGCCGGUUUCACGAGCAAGACACUCAGCUGAAGAAAGCAUUUUACACUCGGGAUCGAAGCAAGAAGGUUCUUUACAUGUCGAACUUCGAUUUGUUCAGUGCACCCACAGCUAAUUGGAGGGACACUUUGUAUGUCACAGCUUCAGACCCAUCUGACCGGGAAGAAUUGCCUGAAGUAUGCAGGGACAUACUCAUAGGGUACUCAGCACGAGUGAGGCAACUAGCGUACACUCUGCUCGAGUUGAUAUCGGAGGCUCUGGGGUUGAAACCAAGUUACCUGAAGGAAAUGGAAUGUGCUGAGAAGAUGCUGAUACUGGGACACUAUUACCCUUCUUGCCGGGAACCGGAAUUAACAAUGGGCACGACAAUCCAUGCAGACAAUGACUUCUUGACCAUACUCCUGCAGGAUCACAUCGGGGGCCUCGAGGUUCUAUAUGAAAAUCAGUGGGUUGAGGUUGUUCCAUUGCAGGGAGCUCUCAUUGUCAACAUUGGCGAUCUUCUUCACGUAUUAUCAAACGACAAGUUUAUCAGUGUCAACCACAGGGUACUGUCCAAAAGUGAAGGCCCAAGGAUUUCGGUUGCAAGCUUCUUCAGGGCACAAGAUAUGAUGGGCAAUGCAUCAAGAUUUUAUGGUCCCAUCCCUGAAUUGAUAUCGGAGGAAAAUCCACCAGUCUACAGGAAUAUCGAUCUCAAAGAAUACAUGGACUACUACAUCGGUAAAGGGCUCAACGGAACCUCUGCCUUGACACCUUUCAGGAUUUGAUGCCAAUUGUCCCUGGCUGUAGAUGUCUGAAUAUUGUUCUCCGGAGUGAAGAGAAAUUCCAGAAAAUUGUCGAGAAAAGUUGAAAAAGAAAAUGCUUGUUUGCUCGCCCUGUUUUCGGUGCUGCGACACUGAACUGUUGAAGAGAGAGUUUACAGGAAUUUCUUUAGCAGUAACAAAAUCAAUCUAGUUGAUUAAAAUCAUCAACUUGCAGAAUGCUAAGCCGAUUUCAGAAGACAGUAAUGGUGUUAAUCGGUAAUUUAUAGAUGACAUUUUUCAGCU
Molecule: messenger RNA, 1725 nt
Organism: Punica granatum (pomegranate)
Lineage: Eukaryota; Viridiplantae; Streptophyta; Magnoliopsida; Myrtales; Lythraceae
Source: RefSeq, a predicted model, not a curated record